Selaginella moellendorffii is the source of this 993-nucleotide messenger RNA. Its product is annotated as eukaryotic translation initiation factor 2 subunit beta. Gene Ontology annotation, molecular function: translation initiation factor activity; mRNA binding; translation initiation factor binding. Bases 91 to 915 code for a protein of 274 amino acids. The record is from RefSeq and is a predicted model, not a curated record. Gene Ontology annotation, cellular component: eukaryotic translation initiation factor 2 complex. NCBI's taxonomy places the organism in Eukaryota, Viridiplantae, Streptophyta, Lycopodiopsida, Selaginellales, Selaginellaceae. Gene Ontology annotation, biological process: translational initiation; formation of cytoplasmic translation initiation complex; formation of translation preinitiation complex. The transcript is spliced from 9 exons.
CCAAGAUUAGGGCGGCGUAGGGUAAAUGGUCUAAAACCCUAGAAGAGGCGAGAAGCGCGAGAGAGCGAGAGGGGCGAGCUAAACGGCGCCAUGGCGGACGACGACAGCAAGGACAUUGCCACAGAGAUUGGACCCUUUGAUCCCACCAAGAAGAAGAAGAAGAAGAAGGUCCGGAUGGCGGAGGACGAGGAUGGCGAUGGCGUGGAGAAGCUAACGGAGAAGGUUGAGAGUCUCUCAGUGUCUGUGUCUUCUUCUGUGGAUAACUCCGCCGAGACUGUCUUUGCCGGGAAGAAGAAGAAGAAAAAGAAGCCUGUGGAAGCUGAUGUCGCGGAAGAGGAAAACUUGGAUGCUGCCGAGACUAAUGGGCUCGAAGAAGGCGAAGACGAGGAAGGAGAAGGCAUUGUGCUGGGACCGCGAUAUCCUUGGGAAGGAACAGACCGAGAAUACUUUUAUGAAGAGCUGCUGGGACGUGUGUUUAACAUUCUCCACGAGAACAAUCCCGAGCUCGCUGGGGAGAAGAGGAGGACGAUCAUGCGGCCUCCACAGGUGCUCCGAGAGGGUACGAAGAAGACGGUGUUUGUCAACUUCAUGGAUCUCUGCAAGAUAAUGCACCGACAACCCGAGCACGUCAUGGCUUUUCUCCUCGCCGAGCUGGGAACGAGCGGCUCGCUCGACGGACAGCAGCGACUUGUUGUCAAGGGGCGAUUCGUGCCGAAGAACUUUGAGGGGAUUCUGCGUCGAUACGUGAAUGAAUACGUUAUGUGCAAUGGCUGCAAGAGCCCCGACACUAUUCUUUCGAAAGAAAACAGGCUCUUUUUUCUACGAUGCGAGCAAUGCGGGAGCUCUCGCUCGGUUGCUCCUAUCAAAGCUGGAUUCGUUGCUAGAGUGGGGAGGAGAAAGGUCACCACGGCUUAAACUUAGAAUGAAAGAGUGUAUCGUUUGUCUGGACACGUCCUUUCGUGGAAUGGAAUAUGCCUGUCUUGGUCUUGAGAA